This is a messenger RNA of Moneuplotes crassus, 1103 nucleotides long. NCBI's taxonomy places the organism in Eukaryota, Ciliophora, Spirotrichea, Euplotida, Euplotidae. The record is from the annotation of a GenBank genome assembly.
CUGAAAUAAAAUGAAGAGAAAGAGUUUAAAAACUCAGAUGAAACUUGCUAAGAAAAAAUUCGAUUUUAGUAAACUCUUCGUCGUCCAACAAGAUGCUAAGUAAGAAAAUAGUUCUUUCAUCAUGACCACUCUGGAUAGGGUAAUGUUCAGAAAAAUCGACCGGAACUAAGAAGAAACUCAAAAAGGACCUUUCAGACUCUCACCAUAAGGUGUACAUGCAUCUAAUGCAUAACAAGAGAGUGCAGAUGAUGAACAACAAAGAUAAAUUUAUCGAAAAGCCUGCUGUUCAGGUCAAGGACUUCAGGAAUACACUUCCAAGCUACUCGAACCACAUUGCACCAGAAGCUUCUUCAAAUUAAGAAAGAAGUAGGGAAAUUUAACAGUCAGAAUAUUUAUGGAAAAAUGUAUAAACAAAUGCUACACACAAGUCCUACCAUCCGACUUGAGAGGGCCAAGCCUAAAAGUAUGGUCCAAAGGAACCGGAAGGCAGAGUCUAGCCUUAAAUAUACCAGUAUCAAGACUUUAUGAGGAGAUACUCAAACUGAUCUUGACUCUAUUUCAACCAUUAAAACUCCUCGGUGAAUAUUCAGCCAGACAAAGAUAAGAAAGAGCCGAUUCCAGAAAUAAGCUCGCUUGCUAUGAAUACGUCAGAGAUAAAAGGGAGUACCAACCAAGCCUGCCACCUCGGAAGCACUGGAAUAAACUUCGAAGGGAGAAGAAGUCAGUAAAUUCUCCUUCAACAAUUUUCCGGGUCGUCAAGAACCAUAAACCAUUCAGUUUUGAUGGAACUGUUUCAUUGAAUCCUCGACUUGUCCUCGAAACACCCAAGAAAGAUUAUAAAGACCCAGAUUAUAAUUUUUGAGAUGUAAAGCCUAGGUUUCCUAGCACUAAAGACCAACAUCCCUCACUUAAAUCAAAUUCCAAAAGGCCAAGCACUGUGAUUACAAGCUCUAGACAACCUCUGAUCAAUGAAAACUCUGUUCUGCAUCGUGAUUUCUUGAAAUUUCUGUCUGAUAAUAACAUCAAAGUGACUCAUUCCAGUCCUCCAAAAGUGACCUCUGCUACUAGCUCACCGAGAGUUUGUUCUCAAAGGUAAUAUUUAA